Asparagus officinalis (garden asparagus) is the source of this 1108-nucleotide messenger RNA. RefSeq names its product superoxide dismutase [Cu-Zn], chloroplastic-like. Gene Ontology annotation, molecular function: superoxide dismutase activity; copper ion binding. Gene Ontology annotation, biological process: removal of superoxide radicals. The record is from RefSeq and is a predicted model, not a curated record. NCBI's taxonomy places the organism in Eukaryota, Viridiplantae, Streptophyta, Magnoliopsida, Asparagales, Asparagaceae.
UACUUGCGGGUGGAGCUGACCCUUGAGAACCUUCAAGAGCACAAAAUCUCCACAAAAACCCUAACCUUAUCAUCAUCAAAACCCUCGUCCUCAAAUCUCCGCGAACUUCAAUGCAAGCGGUGGUCCGCCGCCGCAAUGGCCGCCCAGUUCGUCAUCGCCCUCCUCCUCUCCACCGCCUCGAACCUCGUCCCUCCUUCCUCUGCUGCGCCAUUCCAGUCCUCGUUUCUCGGUGGAAAACCCAUCAAUUUCUCGUCGAACCUCCCGGUCGCGCGCCGAGCCGGCGGCGAGGGCGCGCUGACCGUGGUCGCCGCCACGAAGAAGGCCGUGGCUGUGCUCAAGGGCAACUCCAGGUCGAGGGCGUGGUCAACCCUCCUUCAGGAGGAUGAUGGUCCAACAACAGUGAAAGUUCGUGUCACUGGACUUACACCAGGACUUCAUGGAUUCCAUCUUCAUGAGUUUGGUGAUACUACCAAUGGCUGCAUAUCUACAGGGCCACAUUUCAACCCAAAUGGGAUGACACAUGGUGCUCCUGAAGAUGAAAUCCGUCAUGCGGGUGACCUGGGAAACAUUGUUGCCAACUCUGAGGGAGUUGCAGAGGCAACAAUCGUGGAUAGCCAGAUUCCAUUAAGCGGGCCCAAUGCAGUUGUUGGAAGAGCAUUUGUGGUUCAUGAGUUAGAGGAUGAUCUCGGAAAAGGAGGACAUGAACUCAGCCUCAGCACUGGGAAUGCAGGGGGAAGAUUAGCUUGCGGUGUUGUUGGGUUGACCCCAACUGAAUGAGCUCUCAUUUAAUACAUACUGAACCUCCUGCUUCUUCAUCCUUGGAGUAAGGUUGAGGUUGCGUGCUUCUUUUCAUGGGGAAGCAGGGUCUUCUUUGAUUACUGUAUUUGAUUGGGGAGUUCAUGAUGAGUUGCUUACUUGUUGAACACGAUUCAUGUAUUUGUACUGGUAAUAAAAUGACCUCAUUGUAAUUGCCCAAAUUGAGGAUUCAUGUGAUACUACAUAGUGGUGUUAUUGGCCAAUUUGAGUAUUCAUAUGAUACUCUACUCUUGUAGCAAUUAAUGGCUGCGCUGGAGGAAUCAGAUUCCUGUGUCUUUGCCAGCUUUUGGUA